AUGGCAGAAGGUUCCUCCUUAUAUCCUAAAUUCCAAAUGUCUUCAAAUACACCCAGAGAAAUCAGUUCCCAAAUGGCUCAAGAUCCUGCAAGGAAUUUACCUUUUCAAAUGUAUCAGAGUCCCCUGGUGACCCCAAGAAGUCUAAUGCAAUCAAGUCUUUCAGUUCCUGAAAGACUUGACCUAUGUCACCAGGAGUCCCAAGGGCCAUCAAGAAAUUCAAGGAACCCAAUGCAACCAGAUAAAUAUGGUGACAAGCAAACUCACUCUGAGGGUCCAAAAAAGGAACGAAAGGAACGCACUGUGUACACCAAAGAGCAAAAGCACCUGCUGCAGACACAUUUUCAGAAGCAGAGGUAUCCAAAUAGGAAGGAACUUAAGGAGCUGGCAUCAUUGGUUCUUGCAACAGAGACAGAGAUACAGAUCUGGUUCAAGAACACUCGAGCUAAAUACAAGCGGAUGAAUCUCCAGAAUAUUACAGAAGCUCUGCCAGAGACAAAUCAAAGCUCUAAAGGUAUUUCUGACUCAACCCAUUUACCUGAUUCCAUACCUGUUGUUGCCACUGAGAACGGAGAGUCCAUCUGUCCAGCCACAUUUGGUGUGGUUUCCAUUCCCAAACUCAACUGCAAUCAGGAAUCCACUCUGCCUCAUUAUCAGGCCUGUGAUGCUGACAGGUGUAGUCAGCAAGAAACCCUGAUUGAUGGUUAUGUUUCUGUUCCAGCUGGGGACUCUGGUCCAUCCACAGCAGUUGAAGUCCAGACUGACCUAGCAGUAGCUGAAGCUCCAGUUGGCUUGGAAGCUGCUGCCCAAGUCACAGAGGAUGCUCAAAGUUCAGGUCCAUCUGCAGAGGAGCUCUGGCAAAGGAUCCUUGAUGAUUUUGAUAAUUCAGAUGACUGGCUUAGUUUUUCAUACCUUCAAGACUGA
Arvicanthis niloticus (Nile rat) is the source of this 921-nucleotide messenger RNA. The record is from RefSeq and is a predicted model, not a curated record. NCBI's taxonomy places the organism in Eukaryota, Metazoa, Chordata, Mammalia, Rodentia, Muridae.